AUGGCGUUUCCAAAGAAUCACUGUGCUCAACUGGAUCUGGAUUUCCAGACUCCAUUGAUCUUCGACGAAUCUCUCGACUUUUCCGACCCUGAGGAGUCGGGAUUUGUAGGAGCCUUUUCAGACAGCCUUCUAGCCAAGUCUGAAGGAUUAUUGUCUAUGUCUGCUUACGAGAAAUCUCCACAAGUCGAUUUAUUGGAUUAUGAUGCCACGCGGGCAUACCACGACGCGGCUGGAUUUUCCUCUUAUGCUCAGCCACCCUACGUAACACAUCUUUUUCCCUCUGCCCUGGAAAGCCACACCAUCCCGGACGAUGAUGGUGUACAUUAUGUGAUAGGUGAUGGGUCCUGCGAAUCUCAUCCCUUUGACGUGCCCCGCUCUCCUGUUUUGGACUUGGGUUCCCGUCAGCUGCCGGAAGUUACAUCCUACUCUCCGCUCACUGGCCAUGAAGGAUCAAAGCUCUCAGUCUAUCUCCAUUCCCUGUACGACCUUCUCUCACCUGCCCCAACUUCCUUCUCGUUGCUCUUUGGUUCCGAACGGUGUGCAUGCAUCGUUACUCCAUUAGGCUUCGUUAAAUCCAACUUCCAGUAUGUGCUAUCGGUCGAUGCGCCGCCUUUUGCAGCUACAGGUUGUCCUUCCCUCACGGUCCCUCUACAGAUGAUUAUGGAGGACAACGACAGUCAAGGGGCGCAAGCUGUUCAUGUUGGUGUUUUUACUUACGACCAUAAUCCUCAGUCUGCCGUUUCUCCUGCAGGCACAUCGCGGAAGAGACGACUUUCUGAUGCGUCCGACGAGACAUCAAGAUCAACUCGAUCAGCACCAGUUAAGCAGCUGCGCAUUAAGGAGCCGAAAACUUCAUUUGGGUACAGCGACAGUCUCUCAGGAUCGCCAUAUUCUCCUUACCUCCCAACUCCGACGACUGCAAACGUCUAUCCAGCCCAGUAUUAUCCAGUUUCUCCUCGUCCGUCUUUGCGACAAUACAGUGGGACUCCAUGUGCGUCGCAACCCAUGAUCAAAGCUCCUUCUCCACUAGCAUCAUCAUGGAGUCCAUCGUUUUCUACAGUCAAUAUGUCUGCUCGCAGCCCGGGAUUGUGCAUGACCCCCAAUUCUCAUUCCCCUUCAAUGCCUUCUCCUGUGAAAACGAUGAACCCAACUCUCAUUCGGACCUCUACCAUCCAGCAUUUGGCAGGCGCAGGCGGGCCGAACCAACAGUUCAAUCCUUAUGCGAUGUACCCUUCCAAAGCAAUUCUUAAGUUAAAUGGAGAUCUCGAUUCCAUGGCUGAAAACUGGACUUCCGAAGAAAACAGUUCAAAAAGGAGGCUUGUUCAUUUUACACGACGCCAGAACGGAAGCACUAUCCAUGCUGAUUUCAAACCUGUUGCUCCCUCUGACCGUGUUCCUAACAGCAUCUGCAUUAGUUGCAUCUAUUGGGAGGGCAAGAAAGAGUGUUAUGUGACAAGCGUUGAUACCAUUUACCUUCUCGAAUCACUUGUGGGAGUAAGAUUUACAGUUGAGGAGAAAAAUCGUAUCCGCAGAAACUUGGAAGGUUUUCGUCCAUUGACAGUAUCCAAGGCUAAACCAGAGAGCGAGGAUUUUUUCAAGGUCAUUAUGGGAUUUCCAAAUCCGAAGCCGCGCAAUAUCGAAAAGGAUGUGAAAGUCUUCCCCUGGAAGAUACUCUCCCAUGCGCUGAAGAAGAUUAUUGGGAAAUACUCUGCAAGUUAUUCGUCUACUGCAGGAGCUCUUCCGACUCCCAUUAGCUCAAAUUAUAUCAGUACGAGUGCAUCAGAUGGCAGUGCAGAUCUGCAUGCCACCUCUCCGCGAUCAAUUUCCGAAACGGGAGUCUCCGCUACAUAUGGUAGCAAUUUGGCAGCAACUGGAGUAUCUCCCCAUCUGCGCGGUCCAAAACAAACCCUGGAUAAUUCUCCUGUGCCUGGCUCAGUUGACCUUCGACUGAUGGUACCCAACAGCAGUCGCCAGUAUACCAACCUUCCUGCUCCACACCAUUACCAGACUAUCAAACAGCAGCCGCCUCAGCAAGCCCCUGGUGUGCCCGGGAGCCGUGGGUCGUGGGACUUUGCCUUCGUUAACUCACCCUCCUCAGCUACAGUAGUUCCCAGCCCUGCCCUCAGCUAUCCGCGCCAGAGCCACAUUACAUCUGUCAGCCAGGAUUAUGCGGCCCCACCAGUCUACUCACUGAGCAAUCCAACCACUGGACCCUAG
Messenger RNA from Paracoccidioides brasiliensis Pb18, 2217 nucleotides. RefSeq lists its product as uncharacterized. Bases 1 to 2217 code for a protein of 738 amino acids. The transcript is spliced from 4 exons. The record is from RefSeq and is a predicted model, not a curated record. Gene Ontology annotation, cellular component: nucleus.